Molecule: messenger RNA, 5890 nt
Organism: Acromyrmex echinatior (Panamanian leafcutter ant)
Lineage: Eukaryota; Metazoa; Arthropoda; Insecta; Hymenoptera; Formicidae
Source: RefSeq, a predicted model, not a curated record
AACUGGUGGAUUUCGAUUCAGAAGAGAGGCUGAACCCCAAGGUUCAAUAACUUUCCAAGGAACGCAACCUCUGAGCGGUCCAAUGCGUCAACCUACCUGGGAUCUCAACGUUAAUCGUAACAUUAUGAACAAUGGCCGCACAACCGCAGAUAUUUAUGGAGGAUUAAAUAAAGUACCUGGACAACGAGUGCAACCACAUAUCGGCAUUCAAGCUGAGAGGAAUUUUGGCAAUGGUUUCAUCAGAGGUAAUGGUCAACUUCAACCGGGUCCAAGAGGUCACGGUGUCUCUCCUUCAGUUGGUGUAACUGGUGGAUUUCGAUUCAGAAGAGAGGCUGAACCCCAAGGUUCAAUAACUUUCCAAGGAACGCAACCUCUGAGCGGUCCAAUGCGUCAACCUACCUGGGAUCUCAACGUUAAUCGUAACAUUAUGAACAAUGGCCGCACAACCGCAGAUAUUUAUGGAGGAUUAAAUAAAGUACCUGGACAACGAGUGCAACCACAUAUCGGCAUUCAAGCUGAGAGGAAUUUUGGCAAUGGUUUCAUCAGAGGUAAUGGUCAACUUCAACUGGGUCCAAGAGGUCACGGUGUCUCUCCUUCAGUUGGUAUAACUGGUGGAUUUCGAUUCAGAAGAGAGGCUGAACCCCAAGGUUCAAUAACUUUCCAAGGAACGCAACCUCUGAGCGGUCCAAUGCGUCAACCUACCUGGGAUCUCAACGUUAAUCGUAACAUCAUGAACAAUGGCCGCACAACCGCAGAUGUCUACGGAGGAUUGAAUAAAGUACCGGGACAACGAGUGCAACCACAUAUCGGCAUUCAAGCUGAGAGGAAUUUUGGCAAUGGUUUCAUCAGAGGUAAUGGUCAACUUCAACUGGGUCCAAGAGGUCACGGUGUCUCUCCUUCAGUUGGUAUAACUGGUGGAUUUCGAUUCAGAAGAGAGGCUGAACCCCAAGGUUCAAUAACUUUCCAAGGAACGCAACCUCUGAGCGGUCCAAUGCGUCAACCUACCUGGGAUCUCAACGUUAAUCGUAACAUUAUGAACAAUGGCCGCACAACCGCAGAUAUUUAUGGAGGAUUAAAUAAAGUACCUGGACAACGAGUGCAACCACAUAUCGGCAUUCAAGCUGAGAGGAAUUUUGGCAAUGGUUUCAUCAGAGGUAAUGGUCAACUUCAACUGGGUCCAAGAGGUCACGGUGUCUCUCCUUCAGUUGGUAUAACUGGUGGAUUUCGAUUCAGAAGAGAGGCUGAACCCCAAGGUUCAAUAACUUUCCAAGGAACGCAACCUCUGAGCGGUCCAAUGCGUCAACCUACCUGGGAUCUCAACGUUAAUCGUAACAUUAUGAACAAUGGCCGCACAACCGCAGAUAUUUAUGGAGGAUUAAAUAAAGUACCUGGACAACGAGUGCAACCACAUAUCGGCAUUCAAGCUGAGAGGAAUUUUGGCAAUGGUUUCAUCAGAGGUAAUGGUCAACUUCAACUGGGUCCAAGAGGUCACGGUGUCUCUCCUUCAGUUGGUAUAACUGGUGGAUUUCGAUUCAGAAGAGAGGCUGAACCCCAAGGUUCAAUAACUUUCCAAGGAACGCAACCUCUGAGCGGUCCAAUGCGUCAACCUACCUGGGAUCUCAACGUUAAUCGUAACAUUAUGAACAAUGGCCGCACAACCGCAGAUAUUUAUGGAGGAUUAAAUAAAGUACCUGGACAACGAGUGCAACCACAUAUCGGCAUUCAAGCUGAGAGGAAUUUUGGCAAUGGUUUCAUCAGAGGUAAUGGUCAACUUCAACCGGGUCCAAGAGGUCACGGUGUCUCUCCUUCAGUUGGUAUAACUGGUGGAUUUCGAUUCAGAAGAGAGGCUGAACCCCAAGGUUCAAUAACUUUCCAAGGAACGCAACCUCUGAGCGGUCCAAUGCGUCAACCUACCUGGGAUCUCAACGUUAAUCGUAACAUUAUGAACAAUGGCCGCACAACCGCAGAUAUUUAUGGAGGAUUAAAUAAAGUACCUGGACAACGAGUGCAACCACAUAUCGGCAUUCAAGCUGAGAGGAAUUUUGGCAAUGGUUUCAUCAGAGGUAAUGGUCAACUUCAACUGGGUCCAAGAGGUCACGGUGUCUCUCCUUCAGUUGGUAUAACUGGUGGAUUUCGAUUCAGAAGAGAGGCUGAACCCCAAGGUUCAAUAACUUUCCAAGGAACGCAACCUCUGAGCGGUCCAAUGCGUCAACCUACCUGGGAUCUCAACGUUAAUCGUAACAUUAUGAACAAUGGCCGCACAACCGCAGAUAUUUAUGGAGGAUUAAAUAAAGUACCUGGACAACGAGUGCAACCACAUAUCGGCAUUCAAGCUGAGAGGAAUUUUGGCAAUGGUUUCAUCAGAGGUAAUGGUCAACUUCAACUGGGUCCAAGAGGUCACGGUGUCUCUCCUUCAGUUGGUAUAACUGGUGGAUUUCGAUUCAGAAGAGAGGCUGAACCCCAAGGUUCAAUAACUUUCCAAGGAACGCAACCUCUGAGCGGUCCAAUGCGUCAACCUACCUGGGAUCUCAACGUUAAUCGUAACAUUAUGAACAAUGGCCGCACAACCGCAGAUAUUUAUGGAGGAUUAAAUAAAGUACCUGGACAACGAGUGCAACCACAUAUCGGCAUUCAAGCUGAGAGGAAUUUUGGCAAUGGUUUCAUCAGAGGUAAUGGUCAACUUCAACUGGGUCCAAGAGGUCACGGUGUCUCUCCUUCAGUUGGUAUAACUGGUGGAUUUCGAUUCAGAAGAGAGGCUGAACCCCAAGGUUCAAUAACUUUCCAAGGAACGCAACCUCUGAGCGGUCCAAUGCGUCAACCUACCUGGGAUCUCAACGUUAAUCGUAACAUUAUGAACAAUGGCCGCACAACCGCAGAUAUUUAUGGAGGAUUAAAUAAAGUACCUGGACAACGAGUGCAACCACAUAUCGGCAUUCAAGCUGAGAGGAAUUUUGGCAAUGGUUUCAUCAGAGGUAAUGGUCAACUUCAACUGGGUCCAAGAGGUCACGGUGUCUCUCCUUCAGUUGGUAUAACUGGUGGAUUUCGAUUCAGAAGAGAGGCUGAACCCCAAGGUUCAAUAACUUUCCAAGGAACGCAACCUCUGAGCGGUCCAAUGCGUCAACCUACCUGGGAUCUCAACGUUAAUCGUAACAUUAUGAACAAUGGCCGCACAACCGCAGAUAUUUAUGGAGGAUUAAAUAAAGUACCUGGACAACGAGUGCAACCACAUAUCGGCAUUCAAGCUGAGAGGAAUUUUGGCAAUGGUUUCAUCAGAGGUAAUGGUCAACUUCAACCGGGUCCAAGAGGUCACGGUGUCUCUCCUUCAGUUGGUAUAACUGGUGGAUUUCGAUUCAGAAGAGAGGCUGAACCCCAAGGUUCAAUAACUUUCCAAGGAACGCAACCUCUGAGCGGUCCAAUGCGUCAACCUACCUGGGAUCUCAACGUUAAUCGUAACAUUAUGAACAAUGGCCGCACAACCGCAGAUAUUUAUGGAGGAUUAAAUAAAGUACCUGGACAACGAGUGCAACCACAUAUCGGCAUUCAAGCUGAGAGGAAUUUUGGCAAUGGUUUCAUCAGAGGUAAUGGUCAACUUCAACUGGGUCCAAGAGGUCACGGUGUCUCUCCUUCAGUUGGUAUAACUGGUGGAUUUCGAUUCAGAAGAGAGGCUGAACCCCAAGGUUCAAUAACUUUCCAAGGAACGCAACCUCUGAGCGGUCCAAUGCGUCAACCUACCUGGGAUCUCAACGUUAAUCGUAACAUUAUGAACAAUGGCCGCACAACCGCAGAUAUUUAUGGAGGAUUAAAUAAAGUACCUGGACAACGAGUGCAACCACAUAUCGGCAUUCAAGCUGAGAGGAAUUUUGGCAAUGGUUUCAUCAGAGGUAAUGGUCAACUUCAACUGGGUCCAAGAGGUCACGGUGUCUCUCCUUCAGUUGGUGUAACUGGUGGAUUUCGAUUCAGAAGAGAAGCUGAACCCCAAGGUUCAAUAACUUUCCAAGGAACGCAACCUCUGAGCGGUCCAAUGCGUCAACCUACCUGGGAUCUCAACGUUAAUCGUAACAUUAUGAACAAUGGCCGCACAACCGCAGAUAUUUAUGGAGGAUUAAAUAAAGUACCUGGACAACGAGUGCAACCACAUAUCGGCAUUCAAGCUGAGAGGAAUUUUGGCAAUGGUUUCAUCAGAGGUAAUGGUCAACUUCAACUGGGUCCAAGAGGUCACGGUGUCUCUCCUUCAGUUGGUGUAACUGGUGGAUUUCGAUUCAGAAGAGAAGCUGAACCCCAAGGUUCAAUAACUUUCCAAGGAACGCAACCUCUGAGCGGUCCAAUGCGUCAACCUACCUGGGAUCUCAACGUUAAUCGUAACAUCGUGAACAAUGGCCGCACAACCGCAGAUGUCUACGGAGGAUUGAAUAAAGUACCGGGACAACGAGUGCAACCACAUAUCGGCAUUCAAGCUGAGAGGAAUUUUGGCAAUGGUUUCAUCAGAGGUAAUGGUCAACUUCAACUGGGUCCAAGAGGUCACGGUGUCUCUCCUUCAGUUGGUAUAACUGGUGGAUUUCGAUUCAGAAGAGAGGCUGAACCCCAAGGUUCAAUAACUUUCCAAGGAACGCAACCUCUGAGCGGUCCAAUGCGUCAACCUACCUGGGAUCUCAACGUUAAUCGUAACAUCGUGAACAAUGGCCGCACAACCGCAGAUGUCUACGGAGGAUUGAAUAAAGUACCGGGACAACGAGUGCAACCACAUAUCGGCAUUCAAGCUGAGAGGAAUUUUGGCAAUGGUUUCAUCAGAGGUAAUGGUCAACUUCAACCGGGUCCAAGAGGUCACGGUGUCUCUCCUUCAGUUGGUGUAACUGGUGGAUUUCGAUUCAGAAGAGAAGCUGAACCCCAAGGUUCAAUAACUUUCCAAGGAACGCAACCUCUGAGCGGUCCAAUGCGUCAACCUACCUGGGAUCUCAACGUUAAUCGUAACAUUAUGAACAAUGGCCGCACAACCGCAGAUAUUUAUGGAGGAUUAAAUAAAGUACCUGGACAACGAGUGCAACCACAUAUCGGCAUUCAAGCUGAGAGGAAUUUUGGCAAUGGUUUCAUCAGAGGUAAUGGUCAACUUCAACUGGGUCCAAGAGGUCACGGUGUCUCUCCUUCAGUUGGUGUAACUGGUGGAUUUCGAUUCAGAAGAGAGGCUGAACCCCAAGGUUCAAUAACUUUCCAAGGAACGCAACCUCUGAGCGGUCCAAUGCGUCAACCUACCUGGGAUCUCAACGUUAAUCGUAACAUCGUGAACAAUGGCCGCACAACCGCAGAUGUCUACGGAGGAUUGAAUAAAGUACCGGGACAACGAGUGCAACCACAUAUCGGCAUUCAAGCUGAGAGGAAUUUUGGCAAUGGUUUCAUCAGAGGUAAUGGUCAACUUCAACCGGGUCCAAGAGGUCACGGUGUCUCUCCUUCAGUUGGUAUAACUGGUGGAUUUCGAUUCAGAAGAGAAGCCGAACCCCAAGGUUCAAUAACUUUCCAAGGAACGCAACCUCUGAGCGGUCCAAUGCGUCAACCUACCUGGGAUCUCAAUGUUAAUCGUAACAUCAUGAACAAUGGCCGCACAACCGCAGAUGUCUAUGGAGGAUUGAAUAAAAUACCGGGACAACGAGUGCAACCACACAUCGGCAUUCAAGCUGAGAGAAAUUUUGGCAAUAAUGGUUUCAUCAGAGGUCAUGGUCAACUUCAGCCGAGUCCAAGAGGUCACGGUGUCUCUCCUUCAGUUGGUAUUACUGGUGGUUUUCGAUUUAAAAGAGAAGCCGAAGAUACUGAUGAGAUAGAACUCACCGAAAAGUAUUAAAACAAAUUUUGAGUUAACAUUUAAAUGAUUUACAUACAAAUAUAUAGAAAUUUAUGCAAA